AUGUCCAACUUGACGGCGCACCCGCACGCGGUGACGCCGCUCAGCUUCGUGCCCGUCACCCGGCACCCGCAGCAGACCCUCCGGCGCGGCCGCCGGAUGAGCCUGCUUCCGGGGUGGCAGAUGUCGGGCAACCUGCACACGCUUGGCUACUUUUCGGCGCCCGUCUGCCUCGGCUCGCCGUCGCGGCAGUUCGACCUGAUCGUCGACACGGGCUCGGCGCUCACGGCGCUCCCGUGCGAGGGCUGCCCGCACUGCGGCUCUCACAAGCACGGCUCCGUCUCGGGCGCGCGCUUCUCCGAAAAGGCGUCGUCGACGUCCGAGCCGGUGGUGUGCUCGCGGCCACCGCGCGGGAUGUCGACGUGCCGCAGCUGCGACGGCGGCAAGUGCGCCUACUCGGUCUCGUACACCGAGGGCUCCUCCAUCCGAGGCCACCUCGUCUACGACUCGUUUUGGUUCGGCACGGAGCUCGGCAACCGCGCUGUGCGCGCCUCGUUCGGCUGCCAGACGUACGAGUCGGGGCUCUUCUACUCGCAGGUGGCGGACGGGAUCACCGGCAUGUCGCAGGGGCAGGGCUACGGCCCCUGCCUCUUCGACUACCUCCGCGAUCAGACCCGCGCGCCGAACGUCUUUUCGAUUUGCCUGAGCGAGGAGGUCGGCGCGCUCGUGCUCGGAGGAACGGUGCCCCCGGACCUCAAGGCGGAGUGGGUGCCGUACUCGGGCUCGUCCUCGAGAGCCCUCCUCAGUCUACCGCUCCACCAUCAUCGACUCGGGCACCACCUUCAUGUGCGCGACCAGUGGCGCAACCACUGCCCGUGGGGGGCAUGCGCCUCCCGCGUGGCCAAGGGAGAGUACCCAGACGAUUACUGCUACACCAUGUCGACCGACGAGCUCCGCCGCUUCGCGCCCCACUCGCUCCACUUCGCAAACGGCGUCCGCGUCAACUUUGACUCGCGCCAGUAUGCGUAUGAGCUGCGGCGCGGCGUCUGGUGCCUCGGCGGCGGCUACUCGCUAAACGGCUGCAGUCGGAAGACGCCGCCAAGGGCCGGGCCGCCGCCGCCGCCGUCCCCGCCGCCGCCGCCGCCGCCGUCGCCCCACCCGCCGCCGCCUCCCUCGCCCAGCCCGCCGCCGCCGCCGCCGCCGCCGCCGCCGCCGCCGAGCACGCAGGAGCACGCGCAGAUGAACGAGCCGUGCGACGGCUUCGACGAGCGGCGCAGCCGCCCCUUCCCGCCCUGCCGCAAGGGCCUCAAUUGCGAGCCGCGAGGCGGGAACGCGACGUUUGUGCCGGGCGCGGGCAAGUUUUGCACCCUCCCCAAGGGGAGCAUGCUCUUCGAACAGGGGCGCCGCCAGUCGCUCCGAGGGGCGCGCCGCUUGCAACCGCCGGGCUGAGGUGGAGGGGAGCAAGAGCGGACCUUGUGCCUCCGCCGCCCGCUCGCUUCUCUCCUCCACACCCGCCCUCUCCCUCCUCGCUCCCCUGCGUGGUGUGCGUCCCACGCGUGGGCGCAGUUUUCAGGUCGUCCCGACCUAUAGCGUCAACCCCACGGUGACUGUGCCGUUGUCCUGUCGCGGACGUGGGUGGAGGGUGGUGUGCUGCCUGGGCCGGGCCCGCU
This is a messenger RNA of Emiliania huxleyi CCMP1516, 1607 nucleotides long. RefSeq lists its product as hypothetical. The transcript has 5 exons. Gene Ontology annotation, molecular function: aspartic-type endopeptidase activity. The record is from RefSeq and is a predicted model, not a curated record. Bases 1 to 1386 code for a protein of 461 amino acids. Lineage: Eukaryota; Haptophyta; Isochrysidales; Noelaerhabdaceae. Gene Ontology annotation, biological process: proteolysis.